GGGAUGAGCCGCGCCGAGUGGUGAUCGCCGCUCGGGAAUGCGGGUGUGAAGGGUCCGAGCUGUCGCCCAGCGGGGAGGAGACCCCGGGACGCCGGAAAUCACCAUCCCGAAGCCGCGAGGAGGGGGGAAAAGAGAGCAUUCUUCAUUCAGUUGUGUGCCUUGUAGGGGAUUUUUUUAUUUUUUAUUUUUUAAAGAAACAUUUCCGUGCUACUGUCUGUCAUCUUCUCUGGGGAAAUCAGCUAGAACCACCGGAACGUAACUGAAACGAGACGAGAGAGGCGGGAGCCGAGGCAGUACCUGCAGCGUCCGGGCACCAGAGCCACCUUGGAACCGGAACGCGUCUCCGGCAGCCGCCGGGCUGCGGCUCCGCCAAACUUUGGGGCGGGCGGGGCGGGCUGCAGCGCUCAGGGGGCUUUGUAGACCGAGGGCGGCCCCCUAACCAUGAUGUUUCGCGACCAGGUCGGGGUGCUGGCGGGCUGGUUUAAGGGCUGGAACGAGUGCGAGCAGACUGUUGCACUGCUGUCGCUGCUCAAGCGCGUGAGCCAGACCCAGGCCCGCUUCCUCCAGCUCUGCCUGGAGCACUCGCUGGCCGACUGCGCCGAGCUGCACGUCCUCGAAGGCGAGGCCAACAGCCCUGGAAUCAUUAACCAAUGGCAACAGGAAUCCAAGGAUAAAGUGAUUUCUCUCCUGUUAACUCACCUGCCUUUGCUGAAGCCAGGAAACCUCGACGCAAAAGUAGAGUAUAUGAAACUGCUGCCCAAAAUCCUGGCGCACUCUAUUGAACACAACCAGCACAUUGAGGAGAGCAGGCAGCUGCUGUCCUAUGCUUUGAUACACCCGGCCACUUCGCUGGAAGACCGCAGUGCUUUAGCCAUGUGGCUGAAUCACCUGGAGGACCGCACGUCGACCAGCUUUGGCGGCCAGAACCGAGGCCGCUCGGACUCUGUGGAUUACGGACAGACGCACUACUAUCACCAAAGACAGAACUCCGACGACAAGCUCAAUGGGUGGCAGAACUCUCGGGACUCUGGGAUUUGCAUCAACGCCUCCAACUGGCAGGACAAAAGCCUGGGGUGUGAGAAUGGCCAUGUGCCCCUCUACUCCUCCUCGUCCGUCCCCACCACAAUCAAUACGAUUGGAACCAGCACAAGUACAAUUCUCUCAGGCCAGGCACACCACAGCCCUUUGAAACGAUCUGUGUCCCUUACCCCACCCAUGAAUGUGCCAAACCAGCCUCUAGGACAUGGAUGGAUGUCUCAUGAGGACUUACGAGCUAGAGGACCCCAGUGCCUCCCAUCCGAUCAUGCCCCCCUGUCUCCACAAAGCAGUGUAGCCUCUUCAGGAAGUGGUGGGAGUGAACACUUAGAAGAUCAGACCACUGCUCGUAACACAUUCCAAGAAGAAGGUAGUGGUAUGAAAGAUGUCCCAGCCUGGUUAAAGAGCCUCCGCCUGCACAAGUAUGCCGCGCUUUUCUCCCAGAUGACCUACGAGGAAAUGAUGGCCCUCACUGAGUGCCAGCUGGAGGCUCAGAACGUUACCAAAGGUGCAAGACACAAAAUUGUCAUCAGUAUUCAGAAGCUCAAAGAAAGACAAAACCUCCUGAAGUCUUUAGAAAGGGACAUCAUCGAGGGAGGCAGCCUGCGCAUCCCGCUCCAGGAACUGCACCAGAUGAUCCUGACGCCCAUCAAGGCCUACAGCUCCCCGAGCACCACCCCCGAGGCUCAUCGCAGGGAGCCCCCGGCCUCGCACCCACCCUCUCUGAUGGGCCCUGAGAACCAGAGCCUCGACUGCAAAGACAGCACUGCAGCCACUGGUGCCACGGCCACCCCGCCAGCCGGGGCCAGCGGUGGGCUCCAGCCACACCAGCUGAGCAGCUGUGAUGGAGAGCUGGCCGUGGCCCCCCUGCCCGAGGGAGACCUCCCUGGACAGUUCACCCGCGUGAUGGGAAAAGUGUGCACACAGCUCCUGGUCUCCAGACCUGAUGAGGAAAACAUAAGUUCCUAUUUACAGCUCAUAGACAAGUGUCUAAUUCAUGAGGCAUUUACAGAGACACAGAAAAAAAGAUUGUUGUCAUGGAAACAGCAGGUGCAGAAGCUCUUUCGGUCUUUCCCUCGGAAAACCCUUCUAGACAUAUCUGGAUAUCGACAGCAAAGAAAUCGUGGCUUUGGGCAGUCCAACUCCCUCCCGACGGCCGGCUCUGUGGGCGGCGGCAUGGGCAGACGGAACCCACGCCAGUACCAGAUCCCCUCUCGGAACGUCCCUUCCGCCCGCCUUGGCCUCUUGGGCACCAGUGGGUUUGUCAGCACCAACCAGCGCAACACCACCGCCAACCCCGCCAUCAUGAAACAAGGAAGACAGAACCUCUGGUUCGCCAACCCCGGGGGCAGCAACAGCAUGCCAAGCCGCACCCACAGCUCGGUCCAGAGGACCCGCUCGCUGCCCGUGCACACCUCUCCGCAGAACAUGCUGAUGUUCCAGCAGCCAGAAUUCCAGCUUCCUGUGACUGAACCUGACAUCAACAACAGGUUGGAGUCCUUGUGCCUCAGUAUGACCGAACACGCCCUGGGAGACGGGGUUGACCGGACUUCUACAAUCUAGAAGCCGAAGAUGAGAGUGACCGCGCUGGCCGUGAAAUCGACUGCUGCGGGUCCAGUGUCUGCCACCUUCAGGGUUGCACAGAAUCCACCAAGAUACUCUGCAGCCUUUUUUCCCUGGUCCCUCUCCCAUUUUGAUUUUGUGAGAGCGUAGGUCAUCCUUGUAAACAUAUCAGUAGACCUGGGAUUGGUUAUGUUGUCAUUUGUUUCUGUCAUGGGAUGGUUUGGUGUGCAGGGUAGGGAGGGUCUCUAGGGAAAUGUGGAGCUGGGAGGUGGGCGGAGGAAAUAUAAAUGGCUUCCUGGAUGGAAAGAGAAAGGGAAAACAAAAAGUACUGCCAUGAAAGAGAUAGGAGGGAGGCAGAAGCCCCAGCCCUGGGAAGCCUUCUGGCUUCACGAUCACGCCAGAAGUGUAUCAUGAGUACAUGCGACCAAAGCAAGAUGGCGGCUCGCCCUUUCGUAUCUCCCCACGUAGAUUUCCCUGAGGCCCUGGCCUGAAACAGCCACAGGAGAGGGUCACAAGGCAACAGAGGCGAGAAGGGAGAAAUCCCCUCCGACAAAAUUUCAGAUAAACUUUGUUUUGUGUAUUGUUUACAUAACAAUUUUAAAGGGUACAUAAUGUGUAAAGGGUUUGGGUAGAACUUCUCUUCAUACUAUGGUUUUUGUAAAGGAUUUUUCGUCAUUAUGGAUUCAUUUUUUUCCUCUAUUUUUAUAAUAGCAGCAGGGUUGUCUUUUACAGUGGCUGUGCAGCUCACUUCUGGGAAGAUGGAUGCAGUCAUGUAGGCCUGGGUUGUCCGUCUUCCACCACUAGGUGGCGGGACUGUGUGGGUGGAUUGGAAGGGCCAGGAUGUGGUGGCGGAUUGAGCACGGUACUUGGGCGAGGGCAUGAGGACGAUGGGAUGGCAACGUGUGAUCAGUUACGGGUUUGCUUGCAGGUCACCCAGCGAUGCUGAAAGAAUCCUGCGGGCCUCUCUCUGGACUGGAUUUGCUUCCGAUCUUAGACCUCUCUUGAUUCCCACCCUCCCCCUGGGGCUCUGUCCUAUCCUCCCUGCUCCUCUCCAUACACACACGGUGGGGAUGUCUGCAGGAGAGAUGGCGAGGCCGGGGGCUCUGCCUUCGUGAGAGGUCUAGUGCCCAAAUAGUGAGCUCAGAGCAUUUAGGGUGAGGGUGCUCAUAAAAAACCUGGGUCUCAGGUCUGCGUGCCCUCCUCGAGCCACUGAUGAAGAGGAAAGGAAAGCCCAGCGACAGUGUAUAAAGGGUCAGUCAGCAAGUGCCAGAGAGAGCCUGUGGGGAGAGGCUUGGAAGAAGAUAGAGGAAAGGUUCAUCUCACGAUGAAGCAGUGGUCCCGUCCAUGCAGUGUAAGUCAGGGAUUUGCUGAGUUGUUGGCUGAUUUAUCCAUCCACACAGAGGAGGGAAGGAAAAAAAAUUCAUUACAUGGUGAGAGAUUAACAAACUAUGGUACCGCAAAGUAAUAGCUCUAUUUCUCUAGGGCAGGAAAGGCGGUGUUUCAGAAUUUGAUGCAGUAGGAGGUAUUAGAGGAAAUCAAAGAGGAGUUGUGCUUUGCACUGGAAAAUUGGGUUGUGUAAAUGAUGGUAUGGAUGCUCAGCCAGAGGCGAGAUCGGGGAGGUGGUAUGUAAGUCCUCCUUAUUAAAUGGAUGAGUCUAGUGCCGUUUUUUUAAGUGCAGUCGGAGUCGAAAUUAAGGAGAUCAGACCAUGAAAAUCAGUGCGCUCGCUUAGGUUAUUUUUUUAAAAGUUAAUGAAGUACAUACAGAUUUAAAAGGCCUUAAUGAAAUCUAAACAACUUUCUUUUACCUUCAUGAUUCAAACUGUACAUCCAUCUCAGCCAUGGAUGCUACGACAUCCUUUUGCAGCCUAAAAAGGUAAGAGAAUCUAGCGAGCAAAUAAAGCUUGAAUCCACAAUUUCAUGCCUUGCAUUAAUGAAAAGGGACAGACCUCUCCUUGGGCAACUAGGUUCUAAAAAUGCAAAUCCAUGUGCAGAAAGAGACAGCAGUUUUUCUUUCUUUUUUAAAGUGCCAUUAACAGUCACCUUCCACUCCCUUUUUCUAAACAAGCUUAGUGUUACUUGGGGAAUGUGAGGAGCGAUGAUCACAUGUAAGAGAGGAAGAGGUCAAAAUGUUGAAGGUCAAAGGUAAGACCAGAGGGUUUGUGAAUGUGUUUUUGGAUGUGGGGAAAGUUACUAGAGAAGGAAACAGUAGUAUUGCACACCUCACUGAGAAAGAAAGCAUUCAGAGUGGCUGCAAAACACAUCUCCACAAAGACUCGUGGUGUUCAGAAAACAGAUUGUGAACACAAUCACAUGCGCAUGAAUCCUUUAAAAGGAAGGCCUGAAAGUAUUUGCAAAUCUGAAUUUCUGUUUAUUCCUUCCCUGAAUAUAGAAACAAUGGUUAUCUGAUUAUUAGAGAGAUUAUUUUGGAUAUGUUACUUAUUAACUUGCUAUGGCUGGUAACCAUGAUAAGUCUGUUAUUGAUAACAACAUAAUUCUUUUUUUUAAAAAAAAAGAAAAGCUUAUUUUUCAUUGACUGUGUAUAGAUUUAUCUACUUAGUUGUGUUUGCUCUUAGUGUUUAAAAUUUUUUUUUAAGUUGACUGUUCUGAUAAAUUUUAGGAGCCUGUCCUACCUUGUUUUGAGUCCUGUGUUGACUGCAGGUAUACAGCUCAAUUUAAAAACCCUAAAGCAAGAGAAUUUUAUUUAUAAAAGAAUCAAAACAGUUGCAUGCAUAAGGCUGUGAAGUCAGAUAUUUAGGAAUAAAGCGGCAGUGCCUUUUUUUGUAUUUACCCAUCGACUCUCCCAAAUGCAACUGUUUUAUAUAAGUAAAUAGUAAAUGAUUUAAAAAUCUCAGAAUAAAAUCUAUUUCACUAGUUUCCCCCCCUCGUUCGGAUUUGAGCAGUGUGUACUGGGCACCUCUACACGUCCCAGGGACUGUGCUGGUCUACAAUAUUGUUAUCGUGUAUGAUGUUUUACUGGUGCUUUUUAUUCAUAGUGGUUUCUUACCAGAAACAGUAGGAAGACACACAUGAACUGUGUUCAAGACAUGAAACAUUGCUGCUGAUAUGUUUUUUUCCACGUGCUUUUGAGUUUUACUUUUUUAACGAGAGCCAGCAAGCAAAAUAGACACUGCUGGGUCUGCCUGCCAAGAGCAGCUGUUUGCACCAAGCUCUCAAAUCCUGUCUACUGAUGGCCCCUUUUUUUGGUACACAGGAUUGGAGCGACAGCUGGGCCCCCUCUCCCAUUCGUUCAAAGAGACACUGAGGGAAACCAGGUUUUCUUUUGAGGUGUCAUUUGUCUGCCUUUUAGGGAAUGGGAGCCUUCUCCGGGUCUUUUGUCCUUCUGCACCUCUUGUAGCUACUGCCGGUGCAAGGUUUGUAGACGUGUGCUCCC
Tupaia belangeri chinensis (Chinese tree shrew) is the source of this 5989-nucleotide messenger RNA. RefSeq names its product sterile alpha motif domain containing 4A (gene SAMD4A). The transcript has 13 exons. Gene Ontology annotation, molecular function: translation repressor activity; mRNA binding; protein binding. Gene Ontology annotation, biological process: negative regulation of translation; nuclear-transcribed mRNA poly(A) tail shortening; regulation of mRNA stability. Gene Ontology annotation, cellular component: P-body. The record is from RefSeq and is a predicted model, not a curated record. NCBI's taxonomy places the organism in Eukaryota, Metazoa, Chordata, Mammalia, Scandentia, Tupaiidae. Bases 442 to 2598 code for a protein of 718 amino acids.